Aedes aegypti (yellow fever mosquito) is the source of this 2289-nucleotide messenger RNA. RefSeq names its product BLOC-1-related complex subunit 5 (gene BORCS5). The transcript has 5 exons. The record is from RefSeq and is a predicted model, not a curated record. NCBI's taxonomy places the organism in Eukaryota, Metazoa, Arthropoda, Insecta, Diptera, Culicidae. Gene Ontology annotation, cellular component: synaptic vesicle membrane; cytoplasmic side of lysosomal membrane; BORC complex. The coding region runs from base 219 to 1265 and encodes 348 amino acids. Gene Ontology annotation, biological process: lysosome localization; organelle transport along microtubule; positive regulation of anterograde synaptic vesicle transport.
GCAUAAUUUUGUUGUCAUUCUGAUUUUGCUCGGCAAUAGGACCACAGUUCAGUGAAAAUUUAUAAUUUUAACGUGAUGCUGGUGUUGAAUUUCAAAAGUUUUCGUGUUAAAUUGUGAUACCGAUAACUGCGAAAAAAGUGUUGUGUGUAAAGCUUCGAAUAGUGUCCAAAUAAGAUUGCAACAUCAUUCGUUUGGAAAAUUAGAACCGUUCAAUCAAUAUGGGAUCGGAGCAGUCCCAGCUGCAGCAGCAGGCCGGCGAAGCCGGAAGUGGUUCUGUUCGCGGUGGCAGCCUUCGGGCGCAAUCCAGCAAUGCAACGCCGACACCUUCGCGAUCAUCGGCCGCUUCUGGGGCCAAGCUGCUGCGGGGAAAUACCAUUGCCGUUACGGAGAUUUCCGCGCUCAACUUGGACGACGGUGGGGGUCCCUCGUCGACGGGGACACCAUCGUCGGCUUAUAUCUGUGAUUCGCGGCCGGUGUCGCCUCCGAUGAGUGUGUGCUCCGAUUCCGACCUGCCGUACAUAUCCUACACGGACAAACCCAUUGGAGAUUCGCCCAAGUUGCGCAACAAACAGCAAACCAAAGCGGGCAAAAUGCGCCCCAGCAGUGUCAUCGUGGGCCGAAGCCAGGAAGCGAUGCGCUCCGGUAGUGGUGGUGGUGGCGGCAGCAGUUUGCUCAUUGGCCGACAGCGACCUUAUUCGGGUACCACCUCGGCAUCUGGGGGCAGCACCGGCAGCGGCAGCAGUGCCUCUGGGACAGGCCGGCAGGCCUCUUCUAACCACGCGCACAACAUCGUGGUGGUGAAGUCGGCCGUCGUCAAAGAGACCGGAAUCGAGAAGGAUGACGACAUCGUGCGACUGCAGAGCGUUCCGAUGUUUCUGCCGGUGAUGCGCGGAACCCUUUCCCUGCCGGCGAAUCGUGAUCCGGAGGUCCUGGAGCGACUGCACCCAAACCACAUGAUCAACAUGUGCAGCCGGUUGCAGAGCCACUUCAACACCUGUGCCACCCAGGUCGCCUCCGAGCAGCAGCAGAUCACCAACAAAAUCAAAGAGGUGGACCAGGAGAUAUCCAGCGCGUUGGCCCAGCUGGUGCAGAAGCAGAAACUGUACACCUCCUACGCGGAGACGUUCUCCAAGGUGCGGGUGAUAUCGCAGCAGCUGACCCGGUGCAACGACAUCCUGAACCAGAACAUCGAGAGCAUGGAGUACUUGAACAACCUGCUGGACGUGGACGAUCGGUUAGAGCCGUUCGUGUGGAAGACGGAGUAGGGUUUGGGUAGGGGGUUUGGGGCUACCAAGCAGUAUAACCAAAAUUUGCAUUAGUGCUGGUGAUCGACACUAAGUGUUGAAUCUUGCAAUUUUAUGUUUAAAUCUCUAGUACGGGAGCUAGGGAAGUUGGCUGAAGCAAUUUGUUCUAGUUUAUUUAUGCACAUUUGCAAUUAGCUAUACCUAGUUUUACGGUAAAUGAACUGAUGGAUUGAUAAUGCACGGAAUGGCUUUGUAAUCGAAUCGGAAUGAAUUGUAUUCGAAUCUCUCCUGGGCUGUACGUUUUGUAACAUUUGUUUGAUGCUAGCAGAAUUUCUCUAGAAUGAAAACUAAUGUUUGGACUGCUGUCAAAACCCAGUCAAAUAUUUGGCAUCUUGUGUAUACUGAUGUACCUAGUCACUACUUGAGAUAGCUGGGGAGUAGGAAAAGACGAUUCAUUGCGAAACUUUUCAAGAGGGCCUAUGUAACAUUGAGAGGUUCUUUCCUCUCUCGCUCUCAUUCGAUUGAAAUAGUGCUAUAUAAGCUUUUGGGAAGUUUCUCACUAUGGAUCGAACGACAAUGUCGCAACAGCAGAGGUUAAUGUGGGUCAGUUAUUGUUCAAAGAGAAAUUUUGUUGAUUACCUUUAAGAGAAUUGCAAAUAUCUGUCGACGGAAAACAGGAUGCUGUUAAAAUAUAUCGUUGUGUCACCGAUACAGGUGGUAUUUGAGAUGCUAUCUACAGAUAAAGUUUGUCUUUUGAAAAGAUAAACUUAAUAUUGAUAAACAGCUGAGAAAAUCUUUAAACAAGCUUUCAAAGCGAUUUUCAUAGUUAGUUGUAAUUGUCUGAUAUCUGAAUUAAUCUUCCAGCUGUUCAGUUGAAUACCUUUAAGUAAUUGAUAACUCAAUUUAAUACUUUACCAUUUAAUUCGGGUCUUGGCCAUUUGACAUAACGCCAGAAUGGUAAUUUGGCAUACCAUUUUUUCUCCAAGAAAAGGCAACUUUUAGAAGAAUUCCGGCUAUGCAAAAUGACUAUUAUGCGAAAUGACCU